UGGUGAGACCCCGGCGCCCGCCGUCGGGACUCGUCGACACCGUCGAUCAGCGUCGGCAUUCGUCGAGAAUAGACAGACGACGGUGGAGAGGACUACGCCCAGCGGGAAAGAGAUAGAUCAACAGGCCCUUGGUGACGACUUCGUCUCGAACGACGAGGCGGGUCACUGAACCUCGUACAGAGCGCCCGUCACCGGCGACCGUCCAUCUGUGAGCCGACCUCCGACGCUUGCUGGCCUCAACGCACGCACACCGCUGGGCAACGCACUCGGCUGACGUCACUGGACCGCCGUGACGUCUUUGGACCGUAGUGACGUCAUCGUCCCAGCGAGACCCGGCAGCCGGAGAAGUUUUGUCAGUCGGAGCUGCCAGUCGGAGCUGCCCACGCUCUUUGCAGAGUGGUGGUCAUCAGCUCGGCGGCCAAGCCCUGACCGCCCCGGAACUCAUCAAUCAGCGGGAGAAGACCCGACAUCACCCUACCCAGAUCUCUGAUCCGGUAUUGUGACGCUGUUGCUGCUGCUCAGACACGAGUGGCUGCAGUGCGCCACCAUGAACGUCUCGAGCCCGAAGAUGACAGAUCUCGGCAUCACGACUGCCUCCGUCAAGUCCUUCAGCAUGGCCUCCAACGACACUACCACCACCACCACCGCGGCGCCGGACAUGUACGACGCAUACAACUUCUCCGACGACAACCUCGACUUCUGGGAGAUGGAGAACCCGGAGGAAAUGCUCCGACCCUGGGUCAUCAACGAGUACUUCAUACCGACCGUCAUCACGCACUCGGUGACGUUUCUGAUCGGCGUUAUCGGCAACCUGGUGGUCGUGUUCGUGAUGGCUGGCGACCGCAAGUCCCGCACGGCCACCAACAUGUUUCUGGUGUCGCUCUCGCUGGCCGACCUGCUGCUGCUGAGCGUCUGCGCGCCUCUGGAGAAUCUGGAGCUGUUCGUCAUCCAGUGGGACGUCGGAGGGACAGUCUGCAAGAUGGCGGCGUAUUUUGGGAUACUGUCGGCCAUGGCGUCGGUGCUCAACCUGACGGCCGUCUCCCUGGAAAGGUAUAUUGUGAUCGUGUAUCCCAUGCGGUCCCGGUCGCUCUGCACGAUGAGCAACUGCAAGAAGGCCGUGAUUGUGGUGUGGAGUGUCGCCCUGGUGCUCGCCGCCCCCGUGGUCAUCACAAAGGAGAUUCACCCGGCGCGCUUCGGAAACAACGUUACCAUAGUGACGAUCCACUACUGCAAGAACAAGGAGACGAUGGGCCUGUGGCUGUCCAUCUACCAGCUGCUCGUGCUGCUCAUCCUGCCGGCCAUGCUCAUGAUCUUCUUCUACUCGCGGGUCAUCUCGGAGCUGUGGAAGUCGACCAAAACCAUGAAACAGAUGACCGGUGCUCGAUCAUCACUGAUCGCGAAGCCCAACAGUCGGAAAGCGACGACCAGUAGCAGUUCACCGGUGGCGACUAUGGAGAGCACUCGAGUCUACUGCGGAAGGAAGAACGUGUCCUCGAACCAAAGCAAAGGAGAAGACGUUAUGAAAACCCGGAAACAGGUGAUCAAGAUGCUGCUGCUGGUUAUCGCUCUGUUCCUGAUCUGCUGGGGACCGCGUCUCAUUAUGGACGUGAUUCUGAAGGUGGGACUGGAGACGUACUCUCGGGAGUCCUACGCCAUGCGGAUCGCCUUCUUCCUGAUGCCGUUCAUCCACGCCUGCAUCAACCCGUUCGUCUACUGCUUCAUGUCGAAGAACUUCCAGCGCUCGAUGCGUCGCCAGCUGCAGCGGAUGGGCAUCGCCUGCCCCGCGGCCGCGGAGCCGAUCCCGCCCCCGGUUCGCACCGGGGCCCCCACCGGGGCAGACUCCACGAGACACACGUACUGUCCCCCGGAGUCGGUACUGUAGACGGCCACACCGGACUGUCCCAUGGAGUCGGUACUGUAGACGGCCGCAUCAGACUGUCCCAUGGAGUCGGUACUGUAGACGGCCGCACCGGACUGUUCCAUGGAGUCGGUACUGUAGACGGCCGCACCGGACUGUCCCAUGGAGUCGGUACUGUGGGCGGCCGCACCGGACUGUCCCAUGGAGUCGGUACUGUAGACGGCCGCACCGGACUGUCCCAUGGAGUCGGUACUGUAGACGGCCGCAUCAGACUGUCCCAUGGAGUCGGUACUGUAGACGGCUAUACCACCUGCUGUGGGGAGGGCACCGUGAGCAGAGCCACAGCUGGGCCCACUGCAGAGUCGCGGUAAGGUAGAAGAACCCACUCAGCUACUGUGAAGGUGACUUCGUAGGUGAACCCUCAAGCCACACACGAGUCCACUUAGAAUCACACUACUGAGCACAGCGACUGCCGAAUCACUUCUGCAUAGCUAUUAGUACGUAUAGGCAUGACUGCUGAGUCAGUGCUACAGAUCUACCUAGGCUGGACGAGCCUUCUAUACUGCUGCGCUUCAGUCCGUGAACUAUAAUCACAAUUAAGCUCACCAGCACACUAUUGGCCCAGCCACGCACCACUAUAUAGACACUAGACACUAGUAGACAGUCGUAGAACCGUAGGUACUAAUGGUACCUACUAUAUGUUAACGACUUAGCCGGUGUUGGUAACGCUAUGAAGUUUUCGUCCCAUUUCUAGUCCUCACAGUAGAUUAAGAGUAUUUCAUCCACAGCACAGCAAUUUUCGAUGCAUAGACAUACUAUUUGACGCAAGUAUUUUUUAUUUAUAAGUACAUAUGUACUACAAAGUAAUAUUGCAAACGUUCUGCACCCAACACAGCACGCUGCGAUGUAUGG
Amphibalanus amphitrite is the source of this 2770-nucleotide messenger RNA. RefSeq names its product cholecystokinin receptor type A-like. Gene Ontology annotation, biological process: G protein-coupled receptor signaling pathway. The transcript has 7 exons. Bases 548 to 1882 code for a protein of 444 amino acids. Gene Ontology annotation, molecular function: G protein-coupled receptor activity. Gene Ontology annotation, cellular component: plasma membrane. The record is from RefSeq and is a predicted model, not a curated record. NCBI's taxonomy places the organism in Eukaryota, Metazoa, Arthropoda, Thecostraca, Balanomorpha, Balanidae.